AUGAAGAGCUGGAAACACAGAGCUGGAGAUGAAGAGCUGGAGAUGAAGAGCUGGAAACACAGAGCUGGAAACACAGAGCUGGAGAUGAAGCACCGGCGCAGCGGCCAGCAGCAGAAGAGCCUCAGCUUUACUCACUCAUCUGAUCCGCUUUGGCACUUUCCUCUCAUCCAGGAGCGGAGUUUAAACCCUACAACAACACACGAGUCUCUCAUUAGCUCCACUGCUUGUUUACGUGUGAGUGACUCAGUGACCAGCGACUGGGAUUUAGAACGUCGUUUCAGUGUGGAACAUACGAGCUGUUUACACACGCAGCAAUAUCCGACGUGUCCGAAGUCAGCAAAAAGGGAGAACCGCUCGGAGAUUCUCUGCAGGCUGGUGUUGGAAAUCCCCCACCCGCACCGGAGCUCCUCCUCUGCGCACGAGGAGAUUAAACACUCCUCCACCCGAGCGGAUCGGCUCAGAUCAGCUCACACUUCACUUCACACAUACACACACACAUACACACACACUCUCUCUCACACACACUCUAUUAACACGGCUCUUUAUCGGAACAUCACCAGCACGAGCCCGAUGGAUUACGGUUCGGAAGGGCGCGCGCACAAAGCGGGGACGGUGAUAGACGAGCGCCUGGACAGCGGGCUGGACUCCCUGCGCGAGGACGACACGGAGGAUUACUGCAGCGCGCGCGAGGGGCCCGUGACCGCCGAGUUCGCGAGGCUGAGUGUAGACGGAGCGCACGAGGAGCGCUGGAGGACCGAGAUCACGGAAGACGGAGACACGUAUUUGCAUCUGGCUAUCAUUCAUGAGGCCCAAGACAUGGCACUGAAAAUGAUCGAAAUGUCCGUCAGGCACCCGUUCCUGAACAAACAGAACUACCAGAGACAGACGGCGCUGCACUUGGCUGUGAUCACAGAGCAGCCUCUGGUGGUGGAGCGUCUGCUGAAAGCCGGCUGCGACCCCAUGCUGGUGGACAACAACGGCAACACGGCUCUGCACAUCGCCUGCAGGACGGGAUCGCUCACGUGUUUCGGUCUCCUCACGCAAAGCGGCUUGGAGUAUCUGCCGUCCAUCCUGCAGAUGCCCAACUACAGCGGUCAGAAAUGCUUACACGUGGUGGCUGUACACGGUUUCCUCUCACUGGUGGAAAGCCUCAUCUCAUUUGGAGCAGAUAUCAACGAACAGGAGCAGUGUAACGGCAGGACGGCUCUCCACUUAGCCGUGGACCUGCAGAACCUCGAGCUGGUGAAGCUCCUGAUCAGCAAAGGCGCUGACGUGAACAGCUUGACGUACGGCGGCCACUCGGCGUAUCAUCUCACGCACGGACGCCAGAACAUCGACAUCCAGAAAGCGCUGCACGACGUCACGGAUCAGGACCUGCGGGAUCUGCCUGAGAGCGAGAGCGAGGACAGCGAAGAUGAAUACAUCUACGACUACGACGACAACGAGCUGCAGUCCGACGAUGAGUACGAUGACAUUAAAGUGAUGGGGCAGGAGUAGAGAAGUGGUUCAGUGGUUCGGAGAGUUGAAGAUGAUUAAAAAACUUCCGGUCCUGCGAGAGGAGAUGCCGGAUAAAAGGCUACAGGAGGACAUACCGAGAUAAUCGUGACCCUGAGCUGGAGACACGCAGGCGCAAGACCAUGGACGCCAAGAGGAAAUGUUCAAGAAGAAAAGAUCCGAAUCGUAAAUAAACGGGAAAACAGAAGAAGAGAGAAGACGGCAGAUGUGCUGCUUAGGCGUGGCCGAUCCUGGGUUUUAGUAUCGUAAUUAUCUAACAAUGUAUCAUGGUUUACGAUAGUAUCGUGUGGACACGUGUCCCUUCCAAUGUAAAUACGUCCAAAAUGAGGACACUUGGAAGACAACUGGGACGAUGCGGUGCGUUAAAUAUCGCGGUGUAUCGCAUAACUGAUAAUCGGCGCAUGCCUGGUGUCUGGACUGAAGCUCCGCCCCUGCAGUGCUGUUGUAUUAAACUGUAAUAUAUUGUGUAUAGACAGAUUUAUUUUUAUAUGUGUAAAUGUGUAAAGAUAUGGUGUAGCCUGUUUUAUUCUGUUGGAAAUUCCAAAAUUUUCUGCUAAAUUAAAACCCCGUAAUUGCGCA
Pangasianodon hypophthalmus (striped catfish) is the source of this 2094-nucleotide messenger RNA. RefSeq names its product nuclear factor of kappa light polypeptide gene enhancer in B-cells inhibitor, alpha b (gene nfkbiab). The record is from RefSeq and is a predicted model, not a curated record. The transcript has 8 exons. Lineage: Eukaryota; Metazoa; Chordata; Actinopteri; Siluriformes; Pangasiidae. The coding region runs from base 1 to 1497 and encodes 498 amino acids. Gene Ontology annotation, molecular function: protein binding.